Molecule: messenger RNA, 854 nt
Organism: Oreochromis niloticus (Nile tilapia)
Lineage: Eukaryota; Metazoa; Chordata; Actinopteri; Cichliformes; Cichlidae
Product: leucine-rich repeat LGI family member 2-like
Exons: 2
Coding region: 27-854 (275 amino acids)
Biological process (GO): inhibitory synapse assembly
Source: RefSeq, a predicted model, not a curated record
CCACAUAGAAAUGAACUUCAGGACUUAUGAUAACAUCACAGGUCAGUCCAUUGUGGGGUGCAAAUCUGUUAUCAUCGAAAAUGAGGUGUUUGUCAUUGUGGCUCAGCUGUUUGGUGGUUCCCACAUUUACAAGUUUGAUGACGACCAAAGCAGGUUCAGUAAGUUAUAUCGAGGUGUCCAAGAUCUCUAAGCCCAAUGAUAUUGAGGCCUUCCAGAUUGGCUCUGAUUGGUUCUUUGUGAUUGCUGACAGCUCAAAAGCUGGCCUCUCCACCCUCUACAAGUGGAAUGAUAAUGGCUUUUAUUCGUACCAGUCACUGCACGAGUGGUACCGCGACACGGAUGUAGAGUUUCUCGACUUGGAUGGGAAAGCUCACCUUAUUCUAGCGAGCCGCUCACAGGUUCCAGUGAUCUACCAGUGGAGCCGGAGCAACCAGAAGUUCAUCCUGCAGGGUGAGAUCCCCAACAUGGAGGAUGUAGUGGUUGUGAAACACUUCCGGAUCAAGGAGGAGCUCUACCUGGCUAUGACGCGGUAUAUCGGUGAUUCCAAAGUUCUGCGUUGGGGCACCAAACAGUUUGCUGAGAUCCAAGCUUUGCCCUCUCGAGGCUCCGUGAUUCUCCAGCCGUUCUCUUUCAAGGAACGUUACUUUCUGGCUCUGGGAAGCGACUACACCUUCUCACAGAUCUACCUGUGGGAUGAGGACAACAAAAUCUUUGACCGCUUUAAGGAGGUGUACAUCCAAGCCACACGCUCUUUCACCGUGGUAUCUACCGACCGCAGGGACUUUAUUUUUUCCUCGAGCUUCAAGGGAAACACGCAGAUCUUUGAGCACAUCAUCAUCGACCUGAGCUUGUGA